Molecule: messenger RNA, 645 nt
Organism: Knipowitschia caucasica
Lineage: Eukaryota; Metazoa; Chordata; Actinopteri; Gobiiformes; Gobiidae
Source: the annotation of a GenBank genome assembly
AUGGAUUCCACUACAAUAUUGAUGACGGACGGCCUGUUUACAGAGGGCUUUGUCACUCUCGACCUCCAGAGACGGGACCACGAGGAGGGACACGGGACGCACCCGCACACAGUCAUGCCACAGAGAACUACUCCCCUUCAGGAUGCCACAAAGCAUAUCCUUGAAGGAAGAGACAAGACUGCUAUGUUAGAAGUAAAACAUAUUAAUCCAGUCAAAGGUCGUGGUAUUUUCUCUACCACUGUUUUCAGUCAAGGAGACUUUGUUGUGGAGUAUAGGGGGGUACUUGUUGAUUCAGCUGAACAGAGACGUAAACAGAACCAGAGUGAAUGUUCAGUCUUCAUGUUCGACUUCACAUGGAAGCGGAGGAUUUGGAGUAUUGAUGGCGGAGAGGAAGACGGAUCUUUUGGACGAUUAGUCAAUGACGAGCAUAAGUUGCCCAACUGCCGAAUGAAGUUGAUUGAGGUCCGCGCCGCUCUGUACAUGACCACGCCAGUCUAUGUCCGCGCUCGGUACAUGACCACGCGCGCUUAUGUCGCGCUCUGUGUACAUGACCACGUCUAUGGUCCCGCGCUCUGGUACAUUGACCACGUCUAUGGUCCGGCGGCUCUGUACAUGACCACGUCUAUGGUCCCGCUCGGUACAUGA